Messenger RNA from Lineus longissimus, 4827 nucleotides. RefSeq lists its product as uncharacterized. The coding region runs from base 467 to 4702 and encodes 1411 amino acids. Gene Ontology annotation, cellular component: membrane. Gene Ontology annotation, molecular function: transmembrane transporter activity. Lineage: Eukaryota; Metazoa; Nemertea; Pilidiophora; Heteronemertea; Lineidae. The record is from RefSeq and is a predicted model, not a curated record. The transcript is spliced from 12 exons.
GAAAAUUUGUAUGGUACAGAUGUUCAUAUGAAAAAGGAACAUUUUUCUGAAUCACACCAACAUAAUCAUUCCUUGAUCCUUUGAGAAAACAAAUCCAUACUUUUAUGAAAAGUUUGUGGUUGUGUAUGGGUUUGCAUACUUCGAAGUGUUGGGCCGUGUUCCAUUCUUUACCUUAUGACGUGCUUCAUUAUCGUCUGCUCAUAUUUUAUUCGUUCAUUCAACCAUAACAGUGUUUGUUAAGGGUUAACACAUGUACGAUGGUCACGGUAUAUGGUGGAUGGCAUGUAUGGACUUGGUGCGGCACCGACUAGCACUGGAAUUGUACAAAUUAAGAGAUUAUACCUGAAGCUGUAUUGUCAUGACAGGUGGAUUUGGGUUCGUUCAGUUGCCACAGGCAAGGGAGUUGAAGAUGACAAGCUGGGAUGCCUCUAUGUUAUAACAGUAGAGGGCAGUACAGGUAGCCAAGAUGAAUUCUAAUGGAAACUCGAAGAAAUCAACCCUGGAUAAAAAGAAGAACUUGAAGAAGAAAAAUUUGCGCAAGGUUGCUGGUUCCUAUGAGCUUGGCGAGGAUCAAGGUCUGGAGAAAUGGGCGGACUUGAAUGAUGGGAUUUUUUCUAUUGACCUCACUUUAUUUCAUAAAGAGUCGGAUGAAAAACCUCAUGAUGGGUCUGGAAAUGGAACAGCCUGUGGGAAUGAUCAUAUUCCAUCAGAACCUUACCUCCAUUCCAAGUUAUCAGAAAUGAAUGGCCUUGACAACUCUGGUUAUGAUCAUUCUGACCUUGACUUGAAGAGAAGAGUUGAUGAAGAACAAGCCAAUGGGACUCCUGGCUUGAAUGAGGAUGUAGAUGGGCCACACAAGCUUCAAACAGCGACGGAUUGUGUCUCCAGCACGCCACUUUGGAUCUGUAAACUGAUGAUAAGAUGGCCAGUGACUGUAUUUUUGGCAUUGUUGACGAUCCAAACUUCCUUCUUCAUUGUGACUGCUGCUCUCUAUUUUACGGAUUUCAACAUCUUUCCGACAGACUUUCGCACAAUUCCUGUGUCUCUACAUCAUGAUGAUUCUUAUCUGCGAGCUAUGGCCUGGAACAGACGAUAUGUCAGCCCCCCAGAUUUUGUACAGAGGUUUGUUGUUGACCGGUAUAAAGAUCAACCAGCAUGGAUCAGAGGAUUCCUAAAGGAGGUUGUCGAACUGUUCUACGAGAGCAAAAAUGGUAACAUCUUGACCCCUGAGGAUUUGAUGAUGAUCAGAGACAUCGAGGACACUUUGCUAAAUUUAAAACGAUAUAGUACAGAUUUCUGUCAGCUUGGUGCGUACGGAGAAUGUGUGAAACCUGUGUCGAUACUACGCUUCUUCGAUGGAACUUACAGCAGCGUAAAUGCGAUUUUCAAGGACGAGAAUUUCACCAAUAUUGGCAAAGUUGUUCAAAUGGCAGAAUCUCACCCAGAAACGAAAAGUGUGCUAGUGAAUCACUUGGCUAUUGACUCUGUUGUGAAAGAUGGGACGGCCAAUUCUGACAUCACAAGGAGUUACAUGUUCUUUGGUUGGCCAUUGAAUAUCAAUGAAGGUAGUUCUGUUAUGACAAGCAAAAUCAAUGAUUACAUGGACACAGAAUUCAAACAGACUAUUCAAAUGUUACAAGCGAAAUAUAAAGGCCGAAUUGGAUUCUACUUUUACCACGAGAGACUGUACUUCGACGACGUUCAGGCUCAAGCAUUUCAGGAUAUCUACCUCGCGUACGGAAGCCUGGCCUUUAUCUUGUGUUUCAUCCUCCUUCAUACACGGUCGUUAUGGAUAUCAUUUUGGGCAGUAUACAGUAUGGGCGGAUGCUUCUUUGCAACCAACCUCAUCUACCGAUAUAUCCUGGGGUUUAGUUAUUUUGGAUUUCUUCACAUAUUGUCGGUCUUUAUCAUUCUUGGUAUCGGAGCAGACGAUAUAUUUAUAUUUUAUGAUCUGUGGCGUGCUACUGGGCAUGCUCAGUAUCCAAGCCUCUUUCAUCGAUUCUCGCACUGUUAUCGACGAUCGGCAGGCGCGAUGUUUGCAACGUCAUUGACGACUAUGGUGGCAUUCUUCGUCAGUGGCAUCUCACCGUUACUCAUGGUGCAGUCGUUCGGAUUGUUCUCGGGAUUCCUCGUUUUGACAAACUACAUCUCUGUGAUAACAUUCUUCCCAUCUGUGAUAAUCGUUUAUCAUUUGAAAAUCAAAACGUGUUUAAAGCGAGUCUGUGAAUGUGGAUGUUGCCGUGGUGAUAAAUAUAUUAUUCAUAAUGACAGCAACACUAUAUGCCAUGAGAGUGACAGUGUUGACCAUGACAAAAUCAAAUGUGGCAAUGAUGAUGAUACAGGUUGCCAUGACAACAGCCGAGUUUGCCAUGACAACGUUAAAAGUGACCUUGACAUCAACAAAUAUUGUGACAAAAGUCUUGGUGCUUCUAACAAUCACAUUGAUGAGACAUCAACAAAACAGUCCUCAGCUGUCAAUGGAGUCAUCAAUCAAGGAUUUAAAUGUGAUGUUAUUUCUACCCAAGACAUCAGUGCGUCAGUUCAAAAUCCUGACAUGAAGACUGAUACUGCCACAGAAAAUACUUGGAAGAAGGCUGAUGCAAAUUGCAAUAAGAAGAAGGCUGAUGCAAAUUGCAGCGAGAUGAGCAGUUGGAUCUCCUGUGAUACUCCUUGUAAUGAAAUGUGCAAUAAUACCGCCAUUGAAACUCAUGAUACAUCAGUAGAGACACCUAUUGAUACAGGUGUUGCUGAAACAGUUGUUGGCGAUGCUGUUGUUGGGAUUGCAACUGGUUCUGUACCUACUGAUCUUGAUCGAGAUGCAGUGAGAUCUCAGUUGGAUGUUGGUGCUAUUGUGGCAGUGGGUGACACGUCCUCUAAGAAGCUUAGUGAGGCAGAGACUUCUGUUGAAAGUUCAAGAGGCCAGAGUGGACUUGGCCUAACACCUGAGUGUGGGAAAGGCACCUGUGACAUAGAUAAUGAUGAUAAAAACACUAUUAUAAGCGAUAAUGUUCUCAAGGACUGUAAAGGUUUGAAUGGUAAUAUUCCGAAAGAAACAGAAGUAAAACUUGGUGUUGAAACUUCAAACGAAAAUUGCGAAGAUUAUUAUCGAUCAUGUGGUUGUCGUUGGAAACGCCGGAAACACUUCCUGAUUCGGUUCUUUGAGGGUCCGUUCUACUGGAUGAUAAGUCACCGGGUCUUGAGAUGGUUCAUCUUGGUCGGAUUUGCUGCGAUGGUUGCCACGUUCUCCUAUUUUUGUACGAAGAUUGUUCCCGAUGAGGAAGAGAUACAAGCUUACAAUCCUCAAUCCAACUACGGCAAGUCAACGAGGAUGCGUCUCUAUAGCUUUAAGCUCACUGAGCGCGACCAGAUGUUACGGAUGUACAUCAUCUGGGGCCUGAAGAAGCAGAACGUUUCGUCAUGCAACUACUGGAACAUACAGAAUGUCACCAAUUGCAAAGGGCAGACGGAUUUUGAUGAAGAGUUUGACAUCAACAAGCCUGGAGGACAACUGGCAAUGAUGAGGCUGUGUGAGAGACUGUAUGAUCUGCCACGCGAGCGUCUGAAAGAGUUGAAGAUAAAAAUCAACGACACAACAGGGAGUCCGAUGAUCAACUGCUUUAUGCAUGAUAUUCAGAGAUAUUUCAAGGCCGUCUCGAAAAGCCAUCUCUCUUAUCCAAACACGGUGUUGCAACCACAACCCCUCAAUUUCUCCAUCCCGUUUGACGAAGAGCAGAUGACUCAGCUGAUGAAGCAACAUCCUGCUAUCUAUCGACCAUCACUUCUACCGGACAACUUCACCAAUUGGUUUGAGAUUGCACUUGGCUACUGGAUGACGAACAGGAUGACUCUAAAGAUCACUGAUGACUACAAGGUCUACAACCCCAUCCUUGGAGAGAAGAAAACAUCAGACUCUCAAAAAACCCAAGGAAUAGAUAUAUUCUAUGGAACAAAGAUGCACUUUGCGGCAGUCGUCAUAAGCACGUCCAUCAAUGCUCGUGCGCUUGGUUACCCUACUGGACUCCCUCUAUUUGAGAAAUGGGAGCAACUUGUCAGUGAAUUGAGAGCAGACUUGCCUGAAGGUGUAAACCACUGCUUCCUGGCCACUCCAGAAAUCAACAUCUACCACUGGUUGCGAGUUCAGCAGAGCCUGAGCAACCAGGCCCUCAUGGGCCUUGGUCUUGGCAUUGCACUCGCCUUCCCUGUCCUCGUGUUAGGUACACAGAACAUCAUUGUUGGAGUGUUAGCAACAUUGUCCAUCUCCCUCUCCACGAUAUGUGUUGUGGGAAUAAUAUCUGUCGCAGGUUGGGAGUUAGGGGUCCUGGAGUCUCUCAACUUGUGUAUUGUUGUCGGUCUGAGCAUAGACUACGAAGUCCACCUCGCCGAGGGCUUCUACUACUCCAACAAGACAUGCCGCAGGAAGCGUGUAAAGCAACUACUCGGAGAGGUUGGGAUAUCGGUACUCUCAGGAGCCAUGACCACACUCGGUGCUGCAACCUUCAUGCUGUUUGCAGAACUACAGUUCUACCUGCAAUUUGGGGUCUUCAUGUUUUGCACGAUUGGAUUUUCGAUAUUGUUCGGACUGGCUUUCUUCACGACCACACUGGCGUUGCUUGGUCCACAGAAUGACUGUGGCUCCCUCUCACCGAUAUGGAAGAAAAUGAAAUCGUGCUGCGGCGUCACUUGUGAGAAGAAAGAGAACUAAGGUGGAUUGUCGUCAUCACUUUCAUUGCACAUUCAACUGGUUUACUAAAAGAUCUCAAAAGGAAAUACAUUUAUCAUUAACCUCAGAAUAGUUAUAUUAGAUGGUGGAGGUUUCGAAUAUCUAAG